This is a messenger RNA of Nerophis lumbriciformis (worm pipefish), 1635 nucleotides long. It is a transcript of the gene prmt8a, whose product is annotated as protein arginine N-methyltransferase 8. The record is from RefSeq and is a predicted model, not a curated record. Gene Ontology annotation, biological process: chromatin remodeling; peptidyl-arginine methylation, to asymmetrical-dimethyl arginine. NCBI's taxonomy places the organism in Eukaryota, Metazoa, Chordata, Actinopteri, Syngnathiformes, Syngnathidae. Gene Ontology annotation, molecular function: protein-arginine omega-N monomethyltransferase activity; protein-arginine omega-N asymmetric methyltransferase activity; histone methyltransferase activity. Gene Ontology annotation, cellular component: plasma membrane.
UGUCCGCACGUGCGAGUCUCGCACACACUCCAUCAUGACGGGACAGGAUGCCGCCUGACGUCUUCUCAUCUCGGCUGAUGCGCGCCUCUCCUUUUCCAGCGGGAGGGGGGUGGGAAAAACCGCCGGUGGACGGCAAACUUUUUUCCACCAUGGAACCCGCGCCGCUUCGUGACAACCGCACGUUUGGGAGCCGGUCCGGUUCGGUCUACGCACCCUCGGCAUUCUAGAAGAAGGUUGCUUCUCGCCCUGGGCCGGAAACGCGAAGGAGGUGUUUUUUUUUGGGUUUUUUCCCGCCCAUUUGUCAAGUGUCAAAAAUAUUUCUUCCCCCCUCCACCUGCCUCUUAUGGGAAUUAAGCACUCGUCCCGUUGCAUGCUCCUCAGGAGAAAAAUGGCGGAUUCUGAGAGCAAUGAGCUGCCACAGCCGCAGCCGGUCCGCAUCAUUCCAUCGCGGUCGGCUCAGCCCACCUCCUUGCCAAAGCCUGUGCCUUCCAUCCAGCAGCCGACACCAAGACCUGUUCUACCGCCACACACGCCACACGCCGCCGGCCUUCCCAACUGCUCCGGACGGGGCAAGAUGGCAAAGCUAUGUAACCCCGAGGAGAUGACCUCAAAGGACUACUACUUCGACUCGUACGCCCACUUUGGCAUCCACGAGGAGAUGCUCAAGGACGAAGUGAGGACCCUGACCUACCGCAACUCCAUGUACCACAACAAGCACGUGUUCAAGGACAAAAUAGUUCUUGAUGUGGGAAGCGGCACUGGGAUCUUAUCCAUGUUUGCAGCCAAAGCAGGAGCGAAGCACGUGUAUGGGAUUGAAUGUUCCAGCAUAUCAGAAUACUCGGAAAGAAUCAUCAAGUCCAACCACCUUGAGAGCGUGAUCACCAUCAUCAACGGAAAGGUGGAGGAAGUGGAGCUUCCUGUGGAGAAGGUUGAUAUCAUUAUAUCAGAGUGGAUGGGCUACUGUCUCUUCUACGAAUCCAUGCUGAACACGGUUAUCUUCGCCAGGGACAAGUGGCUGAAACCAGGUGGAUUAAUGUUUCCUGAUCGAGCCUCUUUGUACGUUUUGGCCAUCGAGGACAGGCAGUAUAAAGACUUCAAAAUACACUGGUGGGAGAAUGUGUAUGGCUUCGACAUGACUUGUAUUCGCAAUGUGGCAAUCAAGGAGCCGCUGGUUGACGUCGUGGACCAGAAACAGGUGGUGACCAACUCCUGCCUGGUCAAAGAAGUGGACAUCUACACGGUGAAGACUGAGGACCUUUCUUUCACGUCAGCAUUCUGUCUGCAGAUCCAGAGAAACGACUACAUUCAUGCACUGGUCACCUACUUCAACAUUGAGUUCACCAAAUGUCACAAAAAAACUGGUUUCUCCACUGCUCCUGAUGCUGCAUACACCCACUGGAAGCAGACAGUCUUCUACCUGGAGGACUAUCUGACCGUGCGAAGAGGAGAGGAAAUCACUGGCAGCAUUGCAAUGAAGCCUAAUGACAAAAAUGUUAGGGACUUGGACUUCACCUUUGAGCUGGAUUUCAAAGGACAACUGUGCGAGGCAGCUAUAGCCCACGACUACAAGAUGCGCUAGAUUUUGCGGGAAGGGAAUGGGACUCCCGUGGAGAAGAGGAAGCCCUUACAGACCAC